AUGCCACAGUUAGCAGGCGGAGGUGGUGGCGGGGACCCGGAGCUAUGUGCUACCGAUGAGAUGAUUCCCUUCAAAGACGAAGGAGACCCACAAAAGGAGCAAAUAUUCGCGGAGAUUAGUCAUUCGGAGGAGGAAGGAGAUUUGGCGGAAAUAAAGUCAUCUUUGGUCAGCGAGACAGAAAUAAGUCCAAACAGCAACGGCCACGAUCCUUCCAGACAAUCCCAGCUCCCGCCCGACUCCUACCAUGAAAAACACAGAGAUCAUCCUGACGAUGGCAAACACCCAGACAUGUACAGCAAAGGCCAUCCGUACCCAGGUUACCCGGGAUACAUUAUGAUGGGAAACAUGAGCAACGAUUCCUACAUGAACAACGGUUCUCUCUCGCCUCCGAUGCCCAGAACGUCCAAUAAAGUUCCAGUGGUCCAGCCGUCUCACGCUGUCCACCCUCUCACCCCCCUCAUCACUUACAGCGACGAACACUUUGCCCCGGGGCCACACUCUGGACACCACCCUCAGGACAUCAACUCCAAACAAGGUAUGCCCAGGCAUCACCCUGGUUCAGACAUUCCCAAUUUCUACCCUCUCUCUCCUGGAGGAGUGGGACAGAUCACACCACCACUUGGAUGGUUUCCUCAUCAUAUGGUACCAGGCCCCCCUGGUCCUCACGCUACAGGCAUUCCCCAUCCUGCCAUCGUCAACCCGCAGGUCAAACAAGAGCACCAUCAUGAAACAGACCUCAUGCACAUGAAACCCCAGCAUGAGCAGCGAAAGGAGCAGGAACCUAAAAAACCCCACAUUAAGAAGCCUCUGAACGCGUUUAUGCUCUAUAUGAAAGAGAUGAGAGCUAACGUGGUGGCUGAGUGUACGCUGAAGGAGAGCGCCGCCAUCAAUCAGAUCCUGGGGAGGAGGUGGCAUGCUUUAUCUCGGGAAGAGCAAGCAAAGUAUUACGAAUUAGCCCGCAAGGAGAGGCAACUACACAUGCAGCUCUAUCCGGGCUGGUCUGCCAGAGACAAUUAUGGGAAGAAGAAGAAGCGGAAGAGGGAGAAGCUACAGGAGCCUGCCUCAGGUGGAAAACGAAACAAUUUCUCCACGUGCAAAGCAAAGGCAGCAGCUGCGGGUCCUCUUUUAGAGAUGGAGGCCUGUUAG
Messenger RNA from Chanos chanos (milkfish), 1146 nucleotides. RefSeq names its product lymphoid enhancer-binding factor 1 (gene lef1). Bases 1 to 1146 code for a protein of 381 amino acids. Gene Ontology annotation, molecular function: DNA-binding transcription factor activity, RNA polymerase II-specific; RNA polymerase II cis-regulatory region sequence-specific DNA binding. Gene Ontology annotation, cellular component: chromatin; beta-catenin-TCF complex. Lineage: Eukaryota; Metazoa; Chordata; Actinopteri; Gonorynchiformes; Chanidae. Gene Ontology annotation, biological process: regulation of transcription by RNA polymerase II; canonical Wnt signaling pathway. The transcript is spliced from 10 exons. The record is from RefSeq and is a predicted model, not a curated record.